Messenger RNA from Aspergillus wentii DTO 134E9, 2038 nucleotides. Its product is annotated as amino acid permease. Gene Ontology annotation, cellular component: membrane. The record is from RefSeq and is a predicted model, not a curated record. The coding region runs from base 141 to 1856 and encodes 571 amino acids. Gene Ontology annotation, biological process: amino acid transmembrane transport. Gene Ontology annotation, molecular function: amino acid transmembrane transporter activity. The transcript has 7 exons. Lineage: Eukaryota; Fungi; Ascomycota; Eurotiomycetes; Eurotiales; Aspergillaceae.
UUCUUUGGCUUCGUGGGGAGUCUAGAUACGUGGAGUACAUCCAGCCAUCUAGUGUAUCAAUGGUACAGGCUGUGAUAAACUAGACUCAUUAACCACUUUCCAUAACCCAGAAAAGAAGGAAAGACAGAAAGAAAACCACAAUGGCAACAACCCACGACAUCGAAAAACAGCCCCCUCCCCUCCAGGGCCAGGAGGAGCCCUUCAACUCCAAAACACCCGGUCUAGCAACGGAUACCAUCGAACCAACAAGCCAGUAUGUAAACGCAGACAAACUAGCCCGGAACCUCUCCGCGCGCCAGGUCCAGAUGAUCGCCAUCGGCGGAACCAUUGGCACUGGACUAUUUCUAGGAACAGGAAAGGCGCUGGCGACGGGUGGGCCGGCGUCGAUGUUGAUUGCUUAUGCGAUCUGUGGUGGGAUUGUUUUUGUGACCAUGUUGAGUUUGGGGGAGAUGGCGGCGUUUAUUCCGGUUGCUGGGUCUUUUUGUACUUUUGCCGGUCGCUUUGUCGAUGAUGCUCUUGGUUUCGCUCUUACUUGGAACUACUGGUUUAAUGAUGCGGUUUCGACGGCAUCGGAUAUUAUUGCCCUUCAGCUUCUGCUUGAGUUCUGGACGGAUAAUUUCCCUGGUUGGGCAAUCAGUUUGAUAUUCCUGGUUGUUGUCAUUGCGCUCAAUCUUCUAUCUGUCAAGGUUUACGGAGAGGUUGAAUAUUGGCUUAGUUUGCUCAAAGUGGCUACUAUUAUUAUCUUCAUCAUCCUUGGAAUCGUCGUCAACUGCGGAGGAAACACAGAGCACAGAUAUCUCGGUGACAAAUACUUUUACGUCGGCGAUGCUCCUUUUGUAGAUGGGAUCGGCGGGUUUGCGUCUGUAUUUGUCACGGCUUCUUUUGCCUACGGAGGAACUGAAUCCAUCGCUGUCACAGCCGGCGAGACCAAGGACCCAGCCAAGAAUCUCCCCCGAGUCGUGCGCAACGUCUUCUGGCGGAUUAUUCUCUUUUAUAUCGUUUCCAUCAUUAUCAUCGGGUUGAAUGUGCCAUACAACUACCCCGGUCUGUCUUCCGGGGAUACUGCCACCAGCCCCUUCACGAUUGUCUUCGUCCAGGCCGGCAGUGCCGUUGCGGGCAGCUUCAUCAAUGCGGUGCUUAUGACCAGUGUCAUUUCCGCUGCUAACCAUGCCUUGUUUGCCGGGUCACGAUUGCUCUACACGUUGGCAGUUGAUGGAUACGCACCACGAUUCUUCGGACAUCUGAAUCGCUUCCAGGUCCCUUGGGCGGCUGUCCUGGCGACAUCCGUCAUUAGUGGAUUAUGUUUCGGGGCCAGCUAUAUCGGAGCUGGACAGUUGUGGUCAUGGUUGCAAAAUAUCGUUGGUGUCUCCAACCAACUCUCUUGGAUCUGCAUCGGCCUUGCCUCCCUCCGUUUCCGCGCUGCAAUCCGCCACCAGAACCUCGAGCAUCUUCUCCCCUUCAAAAACUGGACAUACCCCGCUGGCCCCGUCCUCGCCGUCGGUCUCAACAUCGUUCUCGUCCUCGUCCAGGGCUGGUCCUGCUUCAGCCCAACCUUCCAAGGCGUCGACUUUGUCUCGUAUUACAUCGAAAUCGCAAUUAUGAUCGUCAUGUUCCUCAUUUGGAAAGUAUUCAAGCGAACCAAGUUCGUACGUCUGUCUGAGAUGGAUCUCGUGACGGAUCGGUAUGAUUUGAAUCCCGAGACGGCGGGGGAUUCGCAGAUCGAUCAGGGUGUCACUGUUGGUGAAGGUGAGGAGAUUGUUGGGUCGCGGAAGCAAAAGUUUUUUGCUCUGAGGCCUGGUGAAGAGAAGGGUGUUCUCGGGAAGGUGAAGAGGGUUGCGAUGUGGCUGUUUUUGUAAUCUGAUGCGAUCAGAUUGCUAUAUGUAAAUGUUGUAGGGUAGAUAGAUGUACAUAUUAUAUAUAACCCGCACCUUGGUAAAGAUAUCUUCAAAUUCUCUGUUCAGUAAUCAACUGCACCUCCAUCACUGCAUCAGAUUCAUAGCAAUUCAACACAUCAACGAUGAACAAGAGGAUUAUCGGG